Molecule: messenger RNA, 783 nt
Organism: Peronospora matthiolae
Lineage: Eukaryota; Oomycota; Peronosporomycetes; Peronosporales; Peronosporaceae
Source: the annotation of a GenBank genome assembly
AUGCCGCAGCAUGAGCACAUGGAGAUGCAUCGGAAGCGCCAUGGCGUUCGAAUGGACGCCGCUGAGAAGAAGCGCAAGAAAGAGGCGCGUGAAGUGCACCGUCGCUCGCAGUUUGCUCAGAAGGUGCAUGGCUUGCGUGCUAAGCUGUACAACCAGAAGCGUUUCAAGGAGAAGGCUGCAAUGAAGAAGACGGUGGCACUCCACAAUGAGCGCACGAACAAACACGCAAAUGACGACGAGAUCCCGGACGGUGCAGUACCGUCGUACCUAUUGGACCGCGAAGGCGUCUCGCGUGCCAAGGUGCUGAGCAACACUGUCAAGCAGAAACGAAAGGAGAAGGCUGGCAAAUGGGACGUACCAAUUCCGAAGGUCAAGCCUAUUGCUGACGACGAGAUGUUUAAGGUGCUGCGCUCGGGCAAGCGCCGCAACAAGGCGUGGAAGCGCAUGAUCACUAAGGCCACGUUUGUGGGCGAGAACUUUACGCGCAAGCCGCCAAAGUACGAGCGGUUUAUCCGUCCUAGCGCCAUGCGCUUCAAGAAGGCUCACGUCACGCACCCUGAGCUAAAGACCACGUUUCAGCUGGAUAUUCUCGGUGUCAAGAAGAAUCCACAGAGUCCGUUGUACACGCAGCUGGGUGUCAUGACGAAGGGUACCAUCAUCGAGGUGAAUGUGAGCGAGCUCGGUCUUGUAACGACGUCAGGAAAGGUCGUGUGGGGCAAGUAUGCCCAGGUCACGAACGUGCCGGAAAACGACGGCUGCAUCAAUGCCGUGCUGCUUGUCUAG